GUACAAUUUACAGGGAACGCGUUGCCAGGUCUUACCCUGAAGAAGGCUGAGAUUUUAAGAAGUUUCGAAGUGUUUCAAGAAAAAUUGAAGAGCAACUAUGGUGCUGAUGCAGUUUCUAUGGACAGUGGCAAUAUGUCUGGCUGUGACAGUUGCCGUGCCUACACAAGAGAAGCGGGUGCAUCACCACAGUGACCUGAGUGACCACAAACAUGACGACUCACAGGGCUACCAGUAUGACCAUGAGGCUUUUCUUGGGAAAGAGGAAGCGAAGACCUUUGAUCAGCUGACCCCUGAAGAGAGCAAAGAGAGACUAGGAAAGAUAGUGGACCGCAUCGACACAAACAGUGACGGUUACAUCAACCACGGAGAGCUACACGUUUGGAUCAAACACAGGCAGAGGAGGUACAUCGAGGAGAAUGUGAACAAGCACUGGCAUGAGUAUGACCUCAACAAGGAUGGACUGGUCUCCUGGGAAGAGUACAAGAACACUACCUAUGGCUAUUACUUGAAUGAGGAGUUUGAUGAUGUUGAUGACAAGGCCAGCUACAAGGCCAUGUUGGCCAGGGAUGAAAGGAGAUUUAAAAGCGCCAAUGUCAAUGGUGAUGGCAUAGCAACUAAGGAGGAGUUUACAGCCUUCUUGCAUCCUGAAGAGUAUGAUCACAUGAAGGACGUUGUUGUAGCGGAAACAAUAGAGGACAUUGACAAGAAUGGCGACAGGUUGAUCAACUUGGAAGAAUAUAUAGGUGACAUGUUCGCUCCAGAGCAUGGGGAGAGUGAGCCAGACUGGGUUCAGACUGAAAAAAAGCAUUUUGCAGAGUUCAGAGAUGUGAACAAGGAUGGGACCCUAGAUGCUGCUGAGGUGGCUCAGUGGGUCCUCCCUGGAGAGAUUGACCAUGCAGACAAUGAAGCUAAACAUCUCAUUCACGAGACAGACACGGACAAGGAUGAAAAACUUACCAAGAAGGAGGUUUUGGCAAACUGGAACAUGUUUGUUGGAAGCCAAGCAACCAAUUAUGGAGAGGACCUCACCAAGAAACACGAUGAGCUCUGAUGUCAUCUGAGGACAUGGGCAUAGAUUUGGGUUGUCAUUUAUGGAGGGUAGGUAGGGUAUGGUUCAAAGUUUCUGAGUUUCUUGCUGGAAGCAAAUAUUGGAGUGGUUUUAAAUUAUGGUAAACAUUAAGCAAAGAUUUGAUAAAUAAUCGCUGCUGUUACAUAAUACUGUAACUUCAAUUUGAGACAUUUUUGGAUAGUUGUGAUAAUGAACGUAGGCCAGCAUCAAAACUGGCUGAAGUAUUAUGAUAAUUGUAAUAUCACAAGCUGAUACAUUGAACCUUACUACUUUGUAAAAAAAUUACUUGAUUGCACCUCAUUCUUUUUCUUAACUACACUUUGCCUCACACUAGAAUGCAUGUGCACUGCCAGUGUUCCAUGUAUUUUCAUCCAGACAUAUUAUAUUUUGUCUAAAUAUUAUAUCUGUUUGGGUGAAAACAGAGUUUCUCAUGUGGCACUAAUUGUCCUCCUGAUAUAUACUGUACCUUCACAUUAUUGUAUCACCUUGAUGCGAUGCAUUUACCUUUGGAAAUACCACAAAUGUUAUGAAAUUGUACACUUUCUCAAAACAAGAUUCUGUCCAAAACAUUUCUUCCACAUUAAUACUUAUAAGAAUUAUAUGCGAUUGUUUACCAUAAUUUAACAAGAAAUUUUGCAGCACUAUUUCAGCCAUGAUGAGAAUUGGGUUUAGGGUUGUAUUUAUACUGUCAUGAACUGUCAUUGUCGACUGGUGUAUUUUAAAACCAGGUGUUCAUUCGGAAUCAUUGAAAUUUCCCAGGAUCUUUUGGUUGGAGAUAUGGUAGAUCAGACCUUUUAUAAAUAAAUGGCAAAGUGAGAAUGUUUAGAUUUUCUAUAUUAGAGAGACAGAGGAAAGAGAAGAAUGUUGUUUCUUUUUAAAUCUACAUUUUCUACACAGAAAGGAAUUAGAAUGAAGAGAAAACCAGAAGGUCACAGGGUAAUUUCCACUGUUUAAAUCAAAAGAUCAAAGGAUAAUUGUGUUUUUAGGAAUGACGAUGGCUGACAUAAUUUCCUCAUUGACAUCCUAAUAAAGCCAUGUUUUCUAAUCAUU
Molecule: messenger RNA, 2119 nt
Organism: Anguilla anguilla (European eel)
Lineage: Eukaryota; Metazoa; Chordata; Actinopteri; Anguilliformes; Anguillidae
Product: calumenin-like
Exons: 8
Coding region: 98-1051 (317 amino acids)
Cellular component (GO): endoplasmic reticulum
Molecular function (GO): calcium ion binding
Source: RefSeq, a predicted model, not a curated record